CCUCCAGGUGCCGUGCCCGACUUUGACCAUCCCGAAGAUGUCUUCUACACGCUCAAUGUGGCCAUGGUUUCUAUAUGUGUCUCCUUUGUCAUUGUAUUCUACGGUAUUCGGUUAUAUGUCAAGCGCACCAUUACCCACAAGCUAUUGACAGAGGACUGUAAGUGCUGUCAUCACGAUAUUGAUUGGUUCUACGCAAGUACCGUCGUCUACUGUCCCGCCGCCUUCUUCACAAAAACCACCAUCCUCCUCCUCAUGGCACGAGUCUUUGCGAUCGAACGAAGAGUCUCCAAAGGCAUCAAGAUAUUCAUAUGGGGUCUUCUCUUGGCCUACAUACCCAUAGAGUUCCUACGAAUAUUCACCUGCUUCCCGAUUCGUACAUAUUGGGAUCCUUCAGUUAGGAAUGCUCAUUGCCUCAACCAGCGCAAGAUCUUUUUCUCGAGCUUGUCCGUGUCCAUCGUCACCGACUUGAUCAUCUUGAUCGUUCCGAUACCGUUGACUUGGAAGCUACGCAUGCCGUUGCGCAAAAAAAUCAAGAUUGUUUUGUUGCUGGGAGCUGGAGGAGUGGCUACUGCUUUGACCAUGUUUCGAACGUAUAAGGCGGUUCAGUUUGUCGACUCAGACGACAUAACAGUCGAUUACACUCCCAUUGAUAUUUUAACUGCCCUCGAAAUCACCAUCGGCUUCGUCUGCGCUUGUCUCCCAUCCCUUAACCUCCUAAUCGAACACAAUAUCCGCAAACGCCGUCGUGAGAAGCAAAACCCCAAGUGGCCACGCCAAAGAAAUGCACUCUCCUCAAUAAAGAGA
Fusarium vanettenii 77-13-4 is the source of this 804-nucleotide messenger RNA. RefSeq lists its product as uncharacterized. NCBI's taxonomy places the organism in Eukaryota, Fungi, Ascomycota, Sordariomycetes, Hypocreales, Nectriaceae. The transcript has 3 exons. The annotation marks the transcript as partial. The record is from RefSeq and is a predicted model, not a curated record.